CUUCUCAUCUCGAUCCACCCCCUUCUGCCCUUCUCGCCCUUCCGAGAGAGAGUGCGCGAUGGCCGUCGCGAACGCAUGGGGUUCGGCGGCGCCGCUCCUCCGCUCCUCCGCUCCGCCCUCGAGGGACGUCCACCUCGGCUUCGCCGGCGCGGCCCUCCGCCGCCCCCUCCUCCGGUGCGAGCGCAGCGGCGCUACCCUCUCCUGCCGCUGUAGCACCCCUGCCGUCACGACCGGCGGCGGCGGAGGUGGUUACUCAGACUGGGACUGGAACCGGUGGAGCAGCCAUUUCUCGGAGACCGACCAGGCCGAAAACUUCUUUUCCGUACUCAAGUUUCAACUUGAAGAAGCCAUUGAAAAAGAGGACUUUUCCGAAGCUGCCAAACUGAAGAAAGCUAUUGCAGAAGCAACAUCUAAGGAUGUCGUAGCUCAAGUAAUGUCUGAGCUGAAGAAUGCUAUAGAAGAGGAACGUUAUCAUGAUGCAUCAAAGUUAUGUAGACUUGCAGGCAGUGGGCUGGUAGGUUGGUGGGUGGGCUGGGCAAAGGAUUCUGAUGAUCCUUUUGGCAGAAUAGUACGCAUAACCCCAGGUGUUGGAAGAUAUGUUGCCAAGAGUUAUAGUCCAAGGCAACUUCUCACUAGAUCUACAGGAACCCCAUUGUUUGAAAUAUUUCUUAUCAAAGAUGAUGAUGGGGUAUAUAUAACACAGGUUGUGUCCUUGCAAACUUUGAAAGGAAAAUCAACCCUUUCCCCCUCAUUGGUAUCGAAGGCAACAGAUGAUUCAGCUAUAUAUGACUCUGAGAACUCAUCCAUAGAAGGAAAUCCCGCUAAUGAUGAUGCUGCAGAGAAAGGCAAUGAAGUUGCUGCAGAGAAAGGCAAUGAAGUUGCUGCAGAGAAAGGAAAUGAAGAUGCUGCAGAGAAAGGUGGGGAGGAUAUAAAUUCUAAGGAUUCUACUGAAGAAGGCCUUACAAGUAUUAUAAAUUUUCUCAAGGAGAGGAUUCCUGGGUUUAAAGUGAAAGUAUUGAAUGUUAUUGGGUCGGAGGAAACUAAGGUGGAUACAGAAUCUUUGGAGCAGUUAGUGCAAGAAGAUGAAGAGAAGACCACUGCCAUUGAUGAUGCGAAGGAUGAAACAAGCAAUCUGGAUAGCAUUCAGCGUGAAGCACUGCCAGUGGGUGGGGGUGCUGAUUCAACCGAAGGGAGCAAAAAUACAAAUGUGAAGCUUUAUAUUGGUGGAGUGCUUCAUAACAAAGAGGAUGUUUUGUCAAAAUCAUAUGUACGUGUUCCAGCAGAAAUAGCAGAUUUGGAAAAGGACUCUUUCAUAUUGCAUAUUCCUGGAAGGGGUGCUGAACUUGAUGCUGAAGAAAGAAAAGCUAGAAAAAUCAAAGUUGCAGCUAUUGCUGCUCAAGCAGCCUCAGAUCUUAUGCCUCCUGAUGUUGCCAAGGCAUUCUUGAGUGGGGACAAGGCUACCUCAAAGGUUUCUAAAGAUCUCCGAGAGGUUAUCCAGCUUGCAGUUAGCCAGGCUCAGAGAAGAAACAGAUUGUCUAGGAAUACGGUUUUUAAUCGCAUCAUCACGGACAAUGAUGGUUUAGAUCCGUUUGAUGGUCUAUAUGUGGGAGCUUUUGGCCCCUAUGGCACUGAGGUGGUGCAACUGCAGCGCAAGUAUGGUCACUGGAAUAGUACGGAUGAAACAGAUCAAGACAUAGAGUUCUUUGAGUAUGUUGAAGCUGUAAAAUUGACUGGGGAUCUAAAUGUUCCUGCUGGACAGGUAACAUUUCGUGCUAAAAUUGGGAAGGGGAAUCAGCUUCGAAACCGUGGACUCUAUCCAGAGGAGCUUGGCGUGGUUGCAAGUUACAAGGGCCAGGGAAGAAUAGCAGAACCUGGAUUCAAGAAUCCACAAUGGGUUGAUGGAGAAUUGUUACAGCUCAAUGGAAAGGGCUUUGGACCGCAUGUCAGAGGCACGGAGCUUGGAUUUCUUUAUGUUAUACCUGAUCAAAGCUUCCUGGUGUUGUUCGAGCGUUUGAAACUUCCAGACUGAUGUUGUGCAGAUCAAACAGAUGUUCUUGCUUCGAAUUGGAGUUCGGGAAUGGCAGUAGACAGGCUUUUGAGAAAAGGAGUUCCAGAUACGACAGCUUGUGCUGUUCAUAAUCCUAUAUCAUUUCUUUCUGUUUUAAGUUUAGUAAUGAAGCUUUUUUUCUUCCUCCAAUUUUCCCCCUUUUUUUCUUUUUUCACUCGCUGCUUAAGUGCUCAUCCAGUUAAAUCCAAAGGUACCGAGUAGCAGAAUAUUUUAUGAUGCCAGAAUUCUUAAUUUGUACAUAAUAGCAUGCCCUCCCCUUAUAUUUAUAUGCGAAUGCUAAAUGUUUGUGGAGAUCAUUAUUC
Elaeis guineensis (African oil palm) is the source of this 2370-nucleotide messenger RNA. Its product is annotated as protein EXECUTER 2, chloroplastic. The record is from RefSeq and is a predicted model, not a curated record. Gene Ontology annotation, biological process: response to singlet oxygen; singlet oxygen-mediated programmed cell death. Gene Ontology annotation, cellular component: thylakoid membrane. NCBI's taxonomy places the organism in Eukaryota, Viridiplantae, Streptophyta, Magnoliopsida, Arecales, Arecaceae.